This is a messenger RNA of Ochotona curzoniae (black-lipped pika), 3830 nucleotides long. It is a transcript of the gene PAPLN, whose product is annotated as papilin, proteoglycan like sulfated glycoprotein. The record is from RefSeq and is a predicted model, not a curated record. The transcript is spliced from 26 exons. Bases 1 to 3819 code for a protein of 1272 amino acids. Gene Ontology annotation, molecular function: serine-type endopeptidase inhibitor activity; metalloendopeptidase activity. Gene Ontology annotation, cellular component: extracellular matrix. NCBI's taxonomy places the organism in Eukaryota, Metazoa, Chordata, Mammalia, Lagomorpha, Ochotonidae. Gene Ontology annotation, biological process: extracellular matrix organization.
AUGCGACUGCUCUUGCUGGUGCCGCUGCUGCUGGCCCCCGCGCCCGGAUCUUCGGUCCUCAACGUGAGGCGGCAGGCUGACGCCUGGGGUCCCUGGAGCCAGUGGAGCCCCUGCAGCCGCACCUGUGGAGGGGGCAUCAGCUUCCGGGAGCGCCCCUGCUACUCUCAGAGAAGGGAUGGAGGCUCCAGCUGCGUGGGCCCCUUCCGGAGCCACCGCUCGUGCCGCACCGAGAGCUGCCCCGACGGCGCCCGGGACUUCCGGGCCGAGCAGUGUGCCGAGUUCGACGGCGCAGAGUUCCAGGGAAAGCGCUACAAGUGGCUGCCCUACUAUGGCGCCCCAGACAAGUGUGCACUGCACUGCAUCCCCAAGGGAGAGAGCUUCUACUACAAGCACAGGGAAGCUGUGGUGGACGGGACCCCCUGCGAGCCAGGUGGCCGGGACGUGUGUGUGGACGGCAGCUGCCGGGUCGUCGGCUGUGACCACAAGCUGGACUCGCCCAAGCAGGAGGACGAGUGUCUGCAGUGUGGGGGUGAUGGCUCCACUUGCUACCCUGUCCGAGGCACCUUUGAUGCCAAUGACCUCGGCAGAGGCUAUAACCAGAUGUUCGUGAUUCCCGCGGGGGCCACCAGCAUCCGUAUCCAGGAGGCUGCGGCCAGCAGGAACUUCCUGGCCGUGAGGAAUGCUCGCGGGCAGUACUACCUCAACGGGCGCUGGACAAUUGAGGCGGCUGGGGCGCUGCCGGCAGCCAGCACGGUCCUGCAGUAUGAACGCGGCGCUGAGGGGGAGCUGGUUCCCGAGCGGCUGCGGGCCCGGGGUCCCACCUCUGAGCCCCUGGUCAUCGAGCUCCUGAGCCAGGAGCUGAACCCCGGAGUGCAUUUCGAGUACUUCCUGCCAUUGGGGACCCCCCGCCCCGGCUUCAGCUGGAGCCACAGCUCGUGGAGUGACUGCAGCACCGAUUGUGGCAGAGGUUAUCAGACCCGGCUGGUGUUCUGCACCACCGACACAGAGGCCUACCCCGACCACCUGUGCCAGCGCCUGCCCCGGCCUGCUGCCCGCCGCCCCUGCAACCUGCAGCCCUGCCCCCGGAGCAAGCGCUGGAAGACAGGCCCCUGGUCCCCCUGCUCCGUCUCCUGCGGAGGCGGCUCCCAGUCCCGCUCCGUCUACUGUGUCUCCUUGGAUGGGGCCGGUGGCCAGGAGGCCGCGGAGGAUGCAGCAUGCUCAGGCCUGCCUGGCAAGCCACCCGCCUCUCAGGCCUGCAACCUGCAGCGCUGUGCCACCUGGAAGGCUGGGCCCUGGGCCGAGUGCUCUGUGACCUGUGGCACUGGCGUGCGGAGGCGGAGUGUCACCUGCCGAAGUGACCAGGGGGCUUUGCUGCCUGCCACGGCGUGCCCCCUCGAGGACCGACCGCCCCUCAGUGAGCCUUGUGUGCGUGAUGACUGUCCCUUCCUUGCUGGACAGGCCUGGCACAUCGGCGCCUGGGGGAUGUGCUCCAAGAGCUGCAACUCGGGGGUUCGGAGGCGACAGGUGGUUUGUGCCCUGGGCCCUCCCAGCCACUGCCGGAACUUGCGGCGCCCAAGGCCAGUGGACAUGGAGCCCUGCAACACACAGCCCUGCCACCUGCCCCCAGGGGUCCCCAGUGUGCAGGAUCCCCACAGCCACCCCAGCCCCAGUGAGCCCAGGCCACCUGUGGAUCGGCCAGACUCCAGGAGCCAACGAUGGGCUGCCCGGGAGUCCUCAACAGCCUGGCACAAUCGCAGGCCUGACUUGGGGCAUCAGCAGCCAGAGCCUGGUCCAAACUCUGGCACACAGCCACCCCAUCUACAGCCGCCCCUGAGGUCUGGCCCAGGGCCCCAUGAUUGCAGACACAGCCCCCAUGGGUGCUGCCCUGAUGGCUACACCACGUCGCUUGGGCCACAGUGGCAGGGCUGCCCAGGACCCAGGGCCUCAUGUCAGCAGAGCAGGUAUGGCUGCUGCCCUGAUGGGGUGUCCAUGGCUCAGGGACCCCAGCAGGCAGGCUGUGUGAGGUCUUACAGUGGGGACAGCCGUGUGAACAGACCAGGAUCCAGAGCAGUGGCUUCCACGGGUCACAACGCCCACUGGCCCCAGGCCCAGCAGAGUGAGCCUGCGGAGUGUCGGGGUUCCCAGUUUGGCUGUUGCUAUGACAAUGUGGCCUCUGCAGCAGGCCCCCUGGGGGAAGGCUGCGUGGGCCAGCCCGGCUAUGCCUACCCUGUGCAGUGCCUGCUGCCCAGCGCCCACGGCUCAUGCACAGACUGGGCAGCCCGCUGGUACUUCGUGGCCUCCGUGGGCCGGUGCAACCGCUUCUGGUAUGGUGGUUGUCAUGGCAAUGCCAAUAACUUUGCCUCGGAGCAGGAGUGCAUGAGCACCUGCCGGGGACCCCAUCAUGAGCCCCGCCUUCCAGAGUCGGGGGCCUCUGGCCAGGGCACCCAUGCACAUGGUGGCAGCGGUGGCCCUGGAGAGCAGCGGGACCCCAGCCAGCAGAGGCUGGGGGGCAUGGUGCCAGCAAAGCCCUUGCCUUCUGGGGGACUCUGGCGACAGGACCAGGGGCUUGGCCCUGGCGAGGCCCUUCCUGGCCAGGCCUUUGGAGAACAGCUCUGGGGCCUGGUGCUCGGACCAGGCAGAGAUGCCAGACCAUCAGGGCCACCCUCCUUUGGCCCCUCUCACAGGGUCAGCUUGGCAGGCUCCCAGCCCUUCCUGGUGCAGGCAUCCCCGGGGCAGGCAGUACAGCUCUUUUGCCGAGGGGAUCCCUCUGCAGUGCCCCAGGCUGUGUGGCAGAAAGAUGGCCGGCCCAUCUCCUCUGGCAGGCAUCAGCUGCAGCCCGAUGGCUCUCUGGUCAUCAGCCCACUGCGGCUCGAGGACGCUGGCAGCUACAGCUGUGGUGGCACCCGGCCAGACCAGGCCUCCCAGGAGAUCCAGCUGCAUGUCACAGGGGGUGAUGUGACCAUGCCAGCAGAGGCUGAGGCUGGGCGCUUUCCUCAGGCCCGGGACCCAGCCCAGGGCCACAGGUCUCCGAACUCCGGCCUGGGAGGGGAUGCUAGUGGUCAGAGGACUGUCCCCUCCUCCCACCCACAGCCUGCAACCAGGCUCCGUCUGGACCAGAACCAGCCUGGCACGGUGGAGGUCAGCGUGGGGCAGCAGGCACGGCUGAGCUGCCGGGCGGAAGGCUUCCCGCCCCCAACCAUCGAAUGGCACCGAGACGGACAGCUCCUGUCCUCCCCGAGACACCAGUUGCUGCCCGAUGGCUCCCUGGUCAUCAACCAGGUGGCUGUGGAAGAUGGCGGCUUCUACGCGUGCGUUGCUUUCAAUGGGCAGGACCGAGAUCAGCGGUGGGUUCAGCUCAGAGUUGAAGGGGAACUGACCAUUACCAAGCUGCCCCCUGCUGUCACAGUGCCAGAGGGUGACACAGCCAGGCUGCAGUGUGCCGUGGCAGGAGAAGGGGUGAACAUCAGGUGGUCCAGAAACGGGGUGCCGGUACAGGCCGAUGGCCACCGUGUCCACCAGUCCCCAGACGGCACGCUGCUGAUCCACAACUCACAGUCCAGGGAUGAGGGCUCCUACACAUGCAGCGCUUACCGCGGGAGCCAGGCUGUCAGCCGCAGCACCGAGGUGAAGGUGCUCACCCCAGCCACUGCCGCCCAGCCCUUGGACCCCGGCAAGGAGUGCAUCGACCAGCCGGAGCUGGCCAACUGUGAUCUGAUCCUGAAGGCCCAGCUCUGUGGCAACGAGUACUACUCCAGCUUCUGCUGUGCCAGCUGUUCACGGUACCAGCCCCACACUCAGCCCAUCUGGCAGCAGGGAUGAAGGCGCACUCC